Molecule: messenger RNA, 1065 nt
Organism: Peronospora matthiolae
Lineage: Eukaryota; Oomycota; Peronosporomycetes; Peronosporales; Peronosporaceae
Source: the annotation of a GenBank genome assembly
AUGAUGAGUACCAAGCGCGCCGAAGUCCUCCUAGGAAGUGGAAAUUAUUUCCAUUGGGAGUUCAAUAUGAGGAUGUCGCUCACCAGAAAAGGACUGCUGGCGCACGUGGAGGUGGUCAAGCCGGAGAGCGAGAUAACGGAAGCUUGGUUAGUAAAUGAUGCAAAGGCUCUCGGCAUCAUCGCGCAGGGUGUGGAACUACAACACCAGACAAAGAUCCGUUCGUCGACGCGUGCUAUUCAAGCGUGGGUAACACUUAGGGAGUUCUACAAUCGCACUACACUCCACAAUCGGGUCACGAUGACACGGCGCCUCCACGAAUUCAAGAUGGAUGCUGGAACGGCCAUGGCAAAGCAUUUGGACGCUUUCGACGAGCUCGUUGUCGGUCUUCAGACGCUUGAAGAGCCCGUCGACGAGGCACGGCAGCUAGUGGUGCUGCUGAGCAGCCUUCCAGCCGAAUACGAGCUGAUAUCGUCGAUCAUCAAGAACGUCAAGGACAUCACGCUCAUCGAGGUGAAAGAGAAGCUGUUGAAGGAGUGUGAACGGUUGGAGAAGAAAGACACGACUUUGGAACGAGCAUUUAAGGUCAACGCUGGACGUUUCAAGGGCAACAAGAGGAGUGGUCGCAAGUGGAGCGAUCAGAAGAAGAACUCUAGUGGUUUCCAAGGCAAGUGUUUCAAGUGCAACAAAGUUGGGCACAUGAAGCGAGACUGUCAAGAGGGAACAACAGACGGCGAUGCGGUAUUUGGUGUGAGCACAGAACGUGUAAACGGAUGGUUGAUCGACAGCGGCGCGACCGCCCACAUGACCCCGCACCGUUCCGAUCUGUUCGAGUAUGAGAACGUGAAUGGUGGCAUCGAAGUAACAAUCGCUGACGGAAAGAAGCUGCAGGUCACUGGACGUGGUACGGUACGCUUGCUUGGACUGGACGGUAAACGGAUUAAGAUGGUUGAAGUUCUUCACAUACCGGGCCUCGAUCGGCGUCUGUUGUCAGUGGGGGAAGCUCGCGGAUCGUGGACUGAACGUGGAGUUUCAGCGUUCCUCAUGUGUUAUAUGGGGAGCGGCUAG